AUGGAAAUGCCUACACAAAUGUGUCUACCUGUAAAGUCUUGCAAAGCAGUCAAAUGUUGCUGUGGUAAAGUCUGCAAAGGAGCUCGUGGACUUAAAAUGCACCAACGAAGCUGUAGAGUUACUGACGACCUUGAAGACGAACUGCAACAACAAAUGAUUGAAGCAUUGAACGACGACAAUCAUGGGGAUAACACUGACCCAGUUAACCCUGAAAUAUCACAUUUGAACACCCAAGAAAACUUCCCCGACUUAAAAAGGGGGAUAAAACUACCCAAAUCGCUAUUACAAUGGUCAACUGCCAACGACUUUUUCAAGCUAACUUUUUUGAAUCACCCAAUCACACCGGAUAAUCUAAAUAACAACAUCAAUACCAUGGUAACCGUCGUCUACAAUUACUUUAGUGGGAAUUUUGGACAUGUUGAUAACAAUAGCAGUGUAGAAUUCGAAAGAAAAUACCAAACAUUUUCAACAAAGGAUUUAAAAAAAGUUUUAAAGAAAUUAAAACUGGAAAACGGUAGUAUUCUGGAGAUAAAAUUUGUCGCGAAGAAAUUGCGCAUCCUCCUUAAUAAGUCAAAUAAUACGGAACUACAUAAUUCUGAUAGUCAUGCAUCUGCAGACAUUGAUCACGAUAAUCUAAUUG
Molecule: messenger RNA, 640 nt
Organism: Paramuricea clavata
Lineage: Eukaryota; Metazoa; Cnidaria; Anthozoa; Malacalcyonacea; Plexauridae
Source: the annotation of a GenBank genome assembly